CUGCUGCACUUAGUUGACGGCUCCUUAUGAUGCAACGGGAGGGAGUGAAGGAGUGAGAGAAUGAGGGAGGGACAACUGAUAAGAACUUCUGAUCUGCUAAGGAAAUGCAGUAGGAUUCUUCUUCUUGGUGUAGCUUUGCCUGCCCUGUGCACAACAAGACUAUAAUGUUGCCUUGGAAGAAGAACAAGUUUGACCUGAUCGAGGAAGACAAGCAGUCCAAGCACAAGGGCUACGCGGUGAGUCUGAACUACUCCGCGCUCACCACGCUGGCCAAGGCGUGUCCGGAGAGCGCGCUGAACCGGGUCGGCAGCAUGUUCAAAUCCAAGAGGAAAAAGGUGAAGAUCACCAGCGAGGACCCCACGUACACGGUGCUGUAUUUGGGUAACGCUACCACCAUCCAGUCGAAGGGUGAGGGCUGCACGGACGUGGCCGUGAGCAAGAUCUGGAACAAGAGCGAAAUGGGAAAGAGCGGCACGAAGAUGCGGCUGACGGUGAGCUCACACGGAGUGCGCAUGGUGCACGUGGACGAGCAAGCGCGCAGACCUGGACACCUGUACUUGCUGCACCGGAUCACCUACUGCGUUGCUGAUCCACGCCUGCCCAGGAUCUUCGCCUGGAUCUACCGGCACGAGAUGAAGCACAAGGCGGUGAUGCUGCGCUGCCACGCAGUGCUCGUGUCCCGGCCGGAGAAGGCGAAAGCCAUGGCGCUGCUGUUGUACCAGACGUCAGCCACGGCGCUCGCGGAGUUCAAGAGGCUGAAACGGCGCGAUGACGCGCGGCACCAGCAGCAGCAGCUGAUCGGAGAGCAGACCAUCCCACUGGUGCCGCUGCGCAAGCUGCUGAACGGCCAGUGCUGCUACAAGCCUCCAGUGGAGCGCAGCAGGAGCGCGCCCAAACUCGGCUCCAUCACCGAGGACCUGCUCGGCGAAGAAGCUGAAGCAAAAGCCACGCAGUUUGAAUGCGAGGACGUUCUGGACACGGAUGAGGAGCGCGCAGGCACCGAGAAACCCGGGCUGUGCCAGCUCAUUAACGAUUUGGGCGAGAUGGGCAUCGGGAACGACGUGCGGACUCUAAAAGCGGACCUCAGGGUGACCAGGCUGCUGUCUGGAGAGAGCACCAGCAGCGAGUCGUCUCUAGAGAACAAUCACGAUCCUGCGGUCGUGUCCGGCGAUGCCGACGAGCGCAAGACGCCAGAAGUCGGCUGAACUCCGCAGUGACAUGUUUCCGUCCGGUUUUUCCGACUGUUUGGUUGUGGAGAAUGUUCGCCUGUAGUCUUUUGUGCCACUGUUAUCCGUUUCACUUGAAAGAGCGCUCGUGCGCUUAAAAGUUUUGUGACUCCGACUUUGGACUGCAUGAAUAAGCCAUGUUUCCAUCCAAGGGGUCUUAUCUUACAUUACAUCCAAGGUGUUGUUGUUUUUUUGUUUGUUUGUUUUUAAUGGGGUAGAUGGUUUGCAAAGCUUGAGAGAGAGAGAGAGAGAGAGAGAGAGAGAGAGAGAGAGAGAGAGAGAGAGAGAGAGAGAAAAAAUAAAUAUAUCAAAUGAGAUUUUUUUUUGAAAAGGAAGUUUUAUCCAAAUUAUUACUGUGGAAUGAUGCAUUCAAAAAUAUAGCAAAUAAACAAAAUAUAGAGUAAAAUAAUUGGCUUAUUCUUUAUAUUUGAUUAAGAAUUAUGCAGCAAAAACAACAACAGCAACGUAAAUAUGAAUGGAAAUACUCGUGAUGAAACCCUUGAUUAAUUGUGCAAGUUUUCCCCCGGUCUGAAGUUUGAAACCUUGAAGGUCAACAUGAAAAGGAAGGCUGAUGUCUGCUAUGUCUAGCCACUGAAACUAAAUAAAGUGUGUGGUUUCCUGA
This is a messenger RNA of Ictalurus punctatus (channel catfish), 1848 nucleotides long. RefSeq names its product family with sequence similarity 43 member A (gene fam43a). The transcript is spliced from 2 exons. The coding region runs from base 165 to 1205 and encodes 346 amino acids. NCBI's taxonomy places the organism in Eukaryota, Metazoa, Chordata, Actinopteri, Siluriformes, Ictaluridae. The record is from RefSeq and is a predicted model, not a curated record.